Messenger RNA from Lingula anatina, 2235 nucleotides. RefSeq lists its product as uncharacterized. The record is from RefSeq and is a predicted model, not a curated record. NCBI's taxonomy places the organism in Eukaryota, Metazoa, Brachiopoda, Lingulata, Lingulida, Lingulidae.
AUGAGAAGAUCAAAUGUUAAGAAUAAAGGGCAGGGAAGCUCUUUCAACAGAACUUCUGGAAGUCUUCUAGAUGAUAGUGAUGAUGAUCAGAAUGAGCUACAGGCAUACCUUAGCUCUCUAACUAAAAAGAGAGCUCCUGCUAAGAGUCCAGACCUAAGUGACAUAUCCAUCUCCAGUGGUGAUUUGAGUUUUAAAGGGGCCAAAAAGCAGACCAGUACCAGUAAAUUCCUAAAAAAUAAAGCAGAUGGCCAAAACAAUACAGAAAAAACAGCAACAAAGUCAGGGGCAGGAAAUUUCAGCAGCUCAUUAACUUUAGGAGGUUCACUUCGAGAUGCAGGACGUCUUGGAAAUUCUACUGGAUCAUCAGCAUUAGACAAGGUGGCAGCACUGAAUAGCAAGUAUGGAGGGAAAGGAAUUGGGGCUAAGAAACAGCCCGCUCCUGUGCUGAGUGACAGUGAUAUGGAGAUGGAUAUUAGUUUAAGUGAUGACAAUGUGGCAGGUGCUUCUUCAAUGAACAGUAGAAAAGUUCUGAAAGAGAGGAACUCUUAUCAAGAUUCUACAGAACCUGGAACUUCAAGCAAUAGAUUCUUAAAGACAAAUAAACAGGCUGACCAGAAGAAAACCCCUGAAAAGAAUGAUAAAGAAAAUCAAAAAGAUAAAACACAAGGAAUAACUGAUGGAGUAAAUUUCCCUGGACACUCUAGUUUGACUAAGAUAAAGAGCUUUGAAGGAUUGAAUGAAUUAAGUGAUAGUGACAGUCACAGUUUAGAACUAGGUAAAAGCAGCGGGAAAUUUCUCAAAAAGAAACCACUAGGGGGCAGUUCUAAACAAGGAAUCACUAUUCCACAAGCUCAGGUUGAAAAUGAAACAAGCUCAUCAGAGUCAAAUACUGCAGAAAUUAUGAAAGGGAUUGAAGGCAUCAGUGACAUAUCUUUUAGUGAAGAACAUACAAAAAGUGCUAAAAAAACAACUGUAAAAUCUCAAAAGGCUAAUCGUGAAGUUCACUUUGAUGUUAGCGAUGAAUCCGAGUCUGUAGCAAACAUUCCCCUAAAGAGGUCAACAGACAACAAAGCAGUCAAGACCUCUACUCCAGCAAAAACUGCCAAAAAGCCUAUAGUCUUUGACAGUGAUGAGGAAGAACUGCAGGAAUUCAUUGAAGGGCUAUCCCCAACACCAACACCAGACAGUGCAGCUAGACACAAGUUCCAGAGAGCAAGUGGUAAAAAUACUGGAGUUGAAAGUCCAAGCUUACAAAGAAGUGGUUCAGCUAGCAGUGUUUCAACCAUAGGAGAAGGUCCAGCAUUCAAUUUGGUUACCCUAGAUGACAUUUUAGGAGAUAUGGAAGCAACACCAACAGCUCCUUUAACCAAGUCAAAGAAGAAUGAAGAGAAAGAUAUUCAAACCAAAAGUAAUGAUCAAGCUAAAGACAAAAGACCUGUGCCAAAACCCAGAAAAUCAAAACAGGACUCUGUUAGUGUUGAAUCUCCAGAGCCUGACCCAUUAAGCAGGAUGGGACUGCAGACUUUAGACGACGUACUUGAUAUUGACAAUGAUCCAUCGGUUCCUGUUACCCAGAGUUAUCUGACAAAAGAGACAAAAGAUGAGAGCUCGUCAAGCAGCUCUGAAGAAAUCAUACUCGAUAUGUCCCAACAAAGUGAUAUUGUUUAUGAAAAUGACUUUAAUAAGGAUAGGAAAUCUAGACCAAUAACUCCUAGAUCUGAGGCAGUUACCCCUAAAUCAGAAAUUGUUAGUGAAAUAAAGUCAGAAAUUCAAUACCAGAGUGACUUUGAAAGAUCUCAGUCCAGAAUUAGCCCAACACCAACUCCAAGAUCACAAAGCAAUAGAUAUUCAGAUGAUUUUGAACACAGUUAUCAGGAUAAGUCAGAUAUAGGUAGGUCUAGGUCAGCUAGUCCUAAGAGGUCAAGGUCAAACUCUCGAUCAAGUGAGCAGAGGUCAAGAUCAAGAUCCAGAACUGACAGAAGCAGUAGUGGAACCACAUCUCUGAGGUCUAGCUUUUCACAGUCUGUGUCAAGUUCAUCAAAAACUGAAACCUCGUCCAGAUCACGAAAAAAACACAAAGGUUCAUCUCGGUCACCUACAAGCAGGAAAGCAUCCUAUUCACCUAGAGGAAAACAUGAUAGAUCGAAGCAUAAAGAUUCAUACUCUAGUAGCAGAUCUGGAACUAGUAAGGAUGAUGAUUAUUCCAGAGAUAGCAACACUGAGAGUUACAGGUAA